Messenger RNA from Leptomonas pyrrhocoris, 1557 nucleotides. RefSeq lists its product as hypothetical. The coding region runs from base 169 to 1557 and encodes 462 amino acids. The record is from RefSeq and is a predicted model, not a curated record. Gene Ontology annotation, molecular function: transmembrane transporter activity. Gene Ontology annotation, biological process: transmembrane transport. Gene Ontology annotation, cellular component: membrane. The transcript has a single exon. NCBI's taxonomy places the organism in Eukaryota, Euglenozoa, Kinetoplastea, Trypanosomatida, Trypanosomatidae.
AGGAGUUUUCCUGCGCUAUUCGAGCGGAAGAGAAAACUUUGUUUUCAUAGAAGGUGCACCUUUGUUGUGCAUCUCCAUUCACUCAUUUUUCGGCAUCGUUGUCAUCCACGCAGCUAAAAAGAAGGUUCAAACAGCAAAUAUCAGUUGUACGGCAAACAAACAGAAAAAAUGGCGAUCCAGGACAUCUGCAAUCGCUUCCCGAAGAAGUAUCAGGUUCUCAUCAUCUUCAUCGUAUUCACGACAAACAAUGGUUUCGCCUGGCUUAUGUUCGAGCCGGUGGCGGAGUGGCUCAAAAACAAUGUGCAUGGCAUGACAAGCCGCCAACUGCAGCUGCUCUCGUCCUGGCAGCCCCUUGUCUUCCUCUGCACAUGCAUCCCGAUCAUGAAGUUGGUCACCCGUUACGACGGCCUGCGACUUGCCGUGCGCAUCGGCACCGCCGCGGAGAUCAUCGGUGCCGUGCUGAAGCUGAUCGGCGCCAUCGCGAAAGGCAGCACCGCCGGUCUCGUUUUUCUGCACAUGGGUCAGAUGUUCAGCGGUGUCGGCUCGCCCGUGGCGACGGGGUGCGUGUCGGCGCUGUCUGCCACCUGGUUCGAGCCCGAAGAGCGUACGCGUGCCACCGCCGCCGCCGUGCUGUUCAACAGCGUUGGUAAUUCGCUAUGUUACCUCUUCGUGCCGUCCAUGACGAAGGGCCUCGGGUUUUUCUCGGUGACGAUGUACGAGGUGAUAAUGGCAGUCAUCGCGUUGGGUCUGGCGUGGGUCAUCAUGCCGCAGGAGCCCGAGUCGGAUGGCGAGGCGACGGAGGCGGCGGCAAUACCUCAAGAGAACACGCACAGCAACGCCGCCAGCACGCCGGCCCCGGAGAAGCCCGAGGGCGACAUGCUGGUCCACACGAAGGAGCACUCGUCGCUCAUCACGCAGCUCAAGACCCUCUGGAGCAUCCCGUCGUGCGUGUGUCUGCUGUCCGUGUACGCCUGGCUGAGCGGCGGCUUCUCCGCUUGGAUUUCCCUCUUUGCGGACACGUACUCGAAGUUCUACUCCGAGCAGUUCAUCGGCAUCAUGAGCUUCUUCGGUAUGAUUGCCUACGUGGUGGGCGGCAUUGCCUCCUCCUACGUGGUCGACCUCUAUUUCUCGCGUCAGAUGAAGUACGUUAUCUUCUUCUGCAUCACAAUGAACACGCUGUGCAACCUCAUCUUCAUCGCCUGCACCCCGAACGACAAGAGUUACUCCCUCUGGAACCUCGGCCAGGGCUUUAUUGUCCUCUCCACCGCUAUGUGUGGCUUUUGGAACGGCGCCGCCGCUCCUCUCUUCUACGAGCUCGUGGCAGAGAUUUCGUUUCCGGUGGAAGAGGGCGUUAGCGGCAUUUGCAUUUCGGUUAUGGAGAACGUCGGAGCGCUGGUCUUUUAUCAGAUCGUCUCGCGCUUCUUUACGGGUCAGUCGAUGAGUGUCGCCUACUCGUUCGGCAUGACUGUCGCCGUGGCCGUCUCGGCGGCUGUGAAGCAGCGCUACAACCGCACGUACCACGCGUACCUGCUUCAGAACGCUCACGAGGAGGAGUAG